GUCGACCAUGCCCGUGCGCAGUGAGAGCAACAUGAUUCGGACUUUGCUCGGUUUUUCGCUGCUUGUCUGGUAUGCGACGCCUUCCAAGAGUGUUAGAGGUGUGGCGCUGCUCUUCAACAAUCAUGGAAACUGGACGAGCUUUGCAGAUGAGCCGAGCGCUCUUCUGUUCUUCGAUCCCGCGACUCGGACGCAGGCCAGUUCGACAUGCGCAAAUCAUGGCGAGGAGCUGUUGCCCAUGGAGAAGGUUGCAAGCUUCGAGCAUUAUCUCGCCUACUACGAAUACCAGGAUCAACUGCCCUCCGACCAGCUACUUUGGGCGAACGCAGACGAUCCAGUCGCGUCGAAUGGAUCCAAGGCGACUCUACCGACCGCCGCUAAUGACCGCCUUGACCCUCAACUUCCCUUCCUCUGCACCAACUCUGCGCCGCACACCCAUCGCGUGGACACAGACUUCUCUGACCAUCCGCGUACGGCUAUAAGGUCUGGCGGACAUGAGAUUACUGGCACGCGCGACCAUCUCGUCUUCCGCUUCAUGGGCAUCCCAUUUGCUCAACCGCCGACGGGAUCGUUGCGCUUCAAGCACCCGAAUGAGCGUGAGGCGGGCAAUGUCGAUGCUACAGCAUUCAAGCCGGCUUGCCUCCAGAACGGCUUUUUCGGCAACAACGACUAUGGUCUCAAUCCGUGGGGCACUAGCGAGGACUGUCUAUACUUGAACGUCUACACGCCCUACCUACCGCUCAACGCGAGCUCGAAGGCCGCGAAGCCCGUUAUCUUCUGGAUCCACGGCGGCGGUAAUACUGGCGGCACCGGCGCGGAUGCGACCUUUGACGGCGGCAGUCUGGCAUCGCGCGCGGACGUGGUAGUCGUGACUAUCAAUCACCGACUCAACAUCUUCGGCUUCCUCGCCCUAGCAGACGACGUCGUCACCGGCAACUACGCGCUCGCGGAUAAGAUCGCCGCGCUCGAGUGGGUGAAGGCGCAUAUCGCGGACUUUGGCGGCGACCCGGAGCGGGUGACCAUCAUCGGGCAGUCAGCGGGCGGCUCGUCGGUCAUUGACCUCGUCGCGUCGCCGAAUGCUGCUGGGUUGUUCUCGCGGGCGGUCUCGAUGUCGGGAGGCGCGGGGACAAUUAAGACUCCGCAGGAGGGCGAGGCGUUGGCGGGACCUGUUAUUGCUGAACAUUGCCCGAACGUCAACGGCACGGAGCGGCUUGCUUGCCUGCAAGACCUUCCGGCGACGACGCUGCUCAAGAUGACCGAGACCUUGUCUUCGUGGACGACUACUGACGACGGUGUAUACCGCUCUGGCUCCUCGGUCGACUGCGCUGCUUCGGGAGCGGAGGGCGUAAACUCCGUGCAUUAUAUGGCCGGUUUCCUUCCAGACGAGGGGCAGUCUCUCCUCGGCGAGGCCAUUGAACCGGACGCGAAGGACUUCAAGGAUACCCUGAAGAAAGUCGUGAACGAGGGGACCGCCGAUGCGGUCAUCGACUCCGGCUUGUGGAAGAUUGAUGAUGAGCUUACGCCGUACAAUGCGACCAUCAACGUCUACACCAUGCAGCAUCUGACGUGUCAUGCGGAGGAAUUCAUCGCCGCCGCGGCUACGUCGAGCGCUUUCCCGUCUAUCCACGUAUAUAACAUGCACUUGGCGUACGCGCUAUCGUACUACGACCCGUACGGCCUCUGCACUUUCCCCGUCGGCAAGCCGGAUACGCCCUACUACAAGUGCCACAGCGGCGAUCUGUACGAGGUCUUCGGCACGUACUACAUCUUUGAUCAGCCGGUCCGCACAACGGAGGACGUCCACCACACCGUCCUCGUGCAGGACAUCCUCGGCGCCUUCGCGCGCACGGGCAACCCGAACCCGGAUGCAGCGUACCUCGCGGUGCGCGGGUACGAGAGCACAUUGCACGCGAUGGAGAAGUGGAAGUGGCCGGCGUAUACGCGGGACGGGCCGAACGUCGCAGCGUUGAGGCACUCCGCGCUGGGAGUGGAGGAUGGAUUACCGGAUAGGAAGAGGUGCAAGUUACUGUUGAGGGUGACCUGAAGUGGAAGGUUUAGAGAACGCCCCAAUGUACGCUAGGACCUUGACUUCACGUACAAUACGACAUUUACGACCCAGAUUGAGCGAAUUUUUAUGCUGCAUCACUCACU
This is a messenger RNA of Schizophyllum commune H4-8, 2148 nucleotides long. Its product is annotated as alpha/beta-hydrolase. The transcript has 11 exons. The record is from RefSeq and is a predicted model, not a curated record. Lineage: Eukaryota; Fungi; Basidiomycota; Agaricomycetes; Agaricales; Schizophyllaceae. Bases 8 to 2041 code for a protein of 677 amino acids.